GCGUGGUAUUAAACUACCUGGAGACUCCUCGGGGUUCUUUGAAAAUAUACUGCCAGAAGAUAUGCAUACAUUCGAGACCGAGGAGUUCAACGAGUACUUCUCCGACGGAGUGCGCGACAUUCUGUCGAAUCUCCACCGCUGGUUUCCAAACCUGGACGCGCUCUCUGUCCAAUUCGACGCUCAAGAUUACUAGGACUUCUCAAUGGCGGCCUCAGAAGGCGGCUCUACCGCAUCAACAAGACCAGAAGACCCAUCCCGCGCUGAAAUCAAGGAGCAAUGGCACCCCUACGCAAACUGAUGGCCGAGACCUACACCGCGCUGGCCAGGAACCGCCAACACCACAUCCCGACUCUCAUCCUGCCCAGCAUAGUCGCCCGCAACGUGUCCACCUUCUCCCACUCCUCCUUCCACGCCUUCCUGCGCGCCUUCCGCGCCUUCAAACUCUCGCGAUGGGGCAGCUACCGCAGUUACACGGGCUACCACUCGUGCGACGGCUACUCCACCUUCGCGCAGAACCUGGCGCCCUUCUUCUUCGCCCACCUCACCACGACAACCAGACUUAGCAUCGCCGCCUCCCCCGACUCCCUCCCGUCCCCGUAG
Mytilinidion resinicola is the source of this 600-nucleotide messenger RNA. RefSeq lists its product as uncharacterized. The coding region runs from base 277 to 600 and encodes 107 amino acids. The transcript has a single exon. NCBI's taxonomy places the organism in Eukaryota, Fungi, Ascomycota, Dothideomycetes, Mytilinidiales, Mytilinidiaceae. The record is from RefSeq and is a predicted model, not a curated record.